AUGGGACGUGAUGGUAAACGAAGUUGGUAUAAUGGCGAUCGCAGGGAAGCCAAAAGAAACCGAGUAAAUACUGCUCAGUACGAUGAAAAACGACCCGAGCACUUGGUCGUUGGUGAAAAGAAACCAAAACGUAAAGCUGCUUGCCUUGUAGGGUACUGCGGUACUGGUUAUCACGGUAUGCAAUUGAAUCCUCCUAGUAGAACGAUUGAAGGAGACCUUUUCGACGCGUUUGUCAAGGUUGGUGCCGUGUCUUCUUACAACUCGGAUGAUCCAAAGAAAGUCGCUUUAGCUCGUGCUGCACGUACCGAUAAGGGUGUUCAUGCUGCUGGAAAUGUCAUCACGUUAAAACUAAUAAUGGAGGAUGAGCAAUUGAUCGAAAAAGUCAACCAGCAUCUUCCUCCUUCUAUCCGCGUUUGGGAUGUUAUCCGUACGAUUAACUCCUUUAACCCUAGAACGUACUGCGAAUCUCGUAUCUAUGAGUACCUGAUUCCUACUUAUGCUUUCGUCCCCCCGAAGCCCACUUCUGUGUUGGGUCAGUGCAUUGCCAGAAACUCUCCUAUGCCAAAUGAACCUAUUGAUGAAAAUGACAUCAACCAGGUGAGCCGCAAGAUUUUCUACGAAGAGGGAAAAGAGUUUUGGGAUAAGUACAAAGAAAUGGAAGCUGCUAUUUUGGAGGCCUAUAACGCAGACCCUGAGAAUUUUGUCAAUCCCUUUUCUAAGAAAGCUGCCGCCGCUGCCGCUUCUGCUGAAGGAAACGAGAGCGUCAAACAUUGGGAGUCAUCUGUGCCCCCUUCUGAGGAGAAUGCUCAAAAACCCACUCCUGUUAAUCCACCUGAGGAGGAAGCCAGCACAGAAGAGCUCCAAAGAAAUGGUUCAAAAGAUGAAGAGACUUCUGCUCCAACACCAGAGGAAAGUCAAUCUGAUGCCUCUACACCCAAAAGUGAUCCAGCUAUGAGACUUGACCGUGCUUUAAAAAAUGCAGAAAUGCAGCUACUAAAGGAGUAUCGAAUCUCUGAAAAGAGAUUACGAGUUAUUAGAGAAACUCUGGAUUGCUAUGUUGGAAAUCAUAACUUUCACAACUUUACCGUCGGGCAAGCGUUUUACCAAAAAAACAGUAACCGAUUGAUACGCUCUUUUAAGGCUUCUGACCCAAUUAUAAUUGGUAACACUGAGUGGAUUUCCUUGAAGGUACACGGACAGUCAUUUAUGUUACACCAAAUCCGAAAAAUGAUAGCUUUGGCCGUGCUAAUGGUUCGCACUGGGUGCAACUUGAGUCGCAUUCAAGAUGCUUUUAAAAAAACAAAAGUAAAUAUCCCUAAAGGCCCUGGAUUUGGUCUUUUGUUAGAGUCUCCUUUCUUCAAAGGUUAUAAUGAGCACAAGGCUCCGGAUAAUGAUCGAGAUCCUAUUGACUUUAAUAAGUACUCUGAAAGUAUAGAAAAGUUUAAACACGCUCACAUUUACGAUAAAAUUUUCCUAGAGGAAAGUCGGAAACAAGUUUUCCAUUGCUUUUUGACCUUCAUAGACAGCUAUAAGGAGAUUGACUUUCAAUAUCUUUCGGAUAUUGGCAUCACUGCUGAAGAAGAAAAGAUCGCCGAAAACGGACUACCAGAUGAAUUGUCUAGUGAAGACGAGGAUGAUGCAAAGACCAAUAAGGAUGAAUUAGAAGGAUAA
Messenger RNA from Schizosaccharomyces osmophilus, 1671 nucleotides. It is a transcript of the gene pus1, whose product is annotated as TruA family tRNA/ U2 snRNA pseudouridine synthase Lsp1. Lineage: Eukaryota; Fungi; Ascomycota; Schizosaccharomycetes; Schizosaccharomycetales; Schizosaccharomycetaceae. Gene Ontology annotation, biological process: mRNA pseudouridine synthesis; tRNA pseudouridine synthesis. Gene Ontology annotation, molecular function: RNA binding; pseudouridine synthase activity. The record is from RefSeq and is a predicted model, not a curated record. Gene Ontology annotation, cellular component: nucleus. Bases 1 to 1671 code for a protein of 556 amino acids. The transcript has 3 exons.